AUGGAAACGCCUAUAGAAGUAUUACGAGUGGAACAAAGUGGAAUCUCGAAGGAAUUGGCACGUUUUAGAGCUUGCGACACUGAAACGCGUAGUCUUUACUGUCGUGAAUGGGCUCAAUUUGUAUAUAAAAAACACUUUGUUUGGAACGCAAAGACGCAGGAAGAGGUCCCUGAGGGUCAGCAACAGAAUCAGCGUGGCGGUUUACAAGCUGGACCUUAUCAAAUUAACUUUAUCAGCGACGAGGCAGCGGGCGGACAGGACGAUGUCUAUAAAAAGGAGCGUUCAGCAUUGAUGAUUGACAAGUUUAUGAGUUUGGUGGACUCCUGGACGACGACACCUGCCCGUGCCGACGAAGAGAGCUUAAUCACACAAAUUGUUCAGGCCUGUAAACUGUGGACAACCUUGCCGAGUGGAUACUCUGGUUUGCCUGAUCUGUUUGAGCCUGUUGAAUUCAACCCUUAUCCCGAUGCGAUCCCUCUUGUCGAAGAUCCGAAAGAUCCCUCACAAUUACUGGAUCCACUCAUCAUUGAACGACAAGCCCUGUGCUUACCCUCUGAUUGCUUUCAUUUAUUGAAGAACUUGACUGGCGAUAUCCUGUUGUCACAUACCACACCGACAUGCAACCAUUCAAAGCCUACAGCAAAGACACCAGCCGAUUUGGACCUUGACAGAAAUAUUUUCAACGAGCACGAAGCAGUAGCUGUCAAAAAGGCAUUGGCUGAGCUCAAGAUCGCUUUGGAACAAGCAUGGCACCCACUCAACAACUUUUUGGGCCAAUUGGCAGAUUUCAAUAAGAGACGAUCCAAGCUGAUGGGGAAAGGAUGUCAGGAAACCAUUGACGAGUAUUACGCUAGCCAAAAGUUUGUUUCCUUUGUGGAUAUUUGGGCUAAACAAGCGGCUAAUUUCAAAAAUAAAAAAUCGACUCCUGAGGAAAUUGCCAAAGUAGACUCGCUUUUCGAACAGCAUCUUGAGCGCAUGAAGGAACUAGUGCAUGAAUUUAUGACGGUGUUUGCAGUGGCUCAUCUAAAGGAGAUCCAUGUCUUGACAAGCAACCUGUGGAAAAUGAUUGUACCCACCAUAUACGAAUUGGGAGAGCGCAUGGCAAAGCAUGAAGACCACAAGGGCAACAAGAACGCCAAUGCGUCUAAGAUUGGGGAGUCGCUCAAGGCAUUGGAUAUCGAUUCGCUAAAGAAGAUGGAGUCUACCAAGGAAGUGGAUGCAGCACAAAGCCGUAUCCUUGACAGCUUAACGGCAAAGACAGCCGACUACAUUAGCGACAUUGACAAUCUGCUCAAAACAUACCGUGAAGGGCGUGGCAAUCUUAGUGGUCGGUUGGAAAAACUCAACAAUAAGGAUUUCAAAAAGAAGAUCAAGAAGGUGGAGAGCGGCUAUUACACGAUUCGUCAGACCUUCCGUUACGAAGUUACCGAAAACAUCUUUCCUGAAGCCUUGUUCUGUAAGUUUUCCCUGGUGUGCUUGGAGCCCCUGAUGCAGGAAGGUGAAGUCAUGGAAGCUGUUACCAUUGAAAAGGAAGUGAAGCGAUUUGUGGAGUCUCACAAGGACUUGUUGCAGCAAAAGUGCCAUUUGUUGAAGGAAUUCGAGCAAGGUGUUCAAACCGGUCGUCGUGAACUCGCUGGUGUAUUGGGAAAGCUAUUCUUGAAAGAAGGUAUGCGUAUUCAAGGUGACAAUUUGGCUUUGAAGAGACAGCAAUCACUGCUCAAGUCCAUGGGUGUUGAGCCUGAUGAUCAGCCAAAGAAGAAGAAUAAGAGCAAGAAGAAGUCUAGCGCUACUAGCAGUGGCACAACUACACCUGCCCUAGUUGAAGAACUUGCCAAGAAGGCGCCUGCUGUCAAAGAGAAAGCUCCUGUCAAAGAAAAGACAUCUACCAAGGAGAAAACUGAUACCAAGGAAAAGGCUGCUAACAAAGAAACAGCUGAUGCCAGGGAAAAAAAGGCUGCUGCUAUUCCUACUGAGAAGAAGUCUCCUACUACGGAAAAGAAGCCUGAUAUUGUGAAGGAUGAAAAGUCCAGUAUGUCUAAAAAGGAGCCUAUCGUGGAUUCCAAGUCUGUGGUCCCUGAAAAGGAACCCACUGUUGAAAAGAAGAAGAAGCCUACUGCCCCAGCGAUGGAACCUACAGUUGAAAAGAAGAAGACCGCUGUGCCUGACAUUGCACCCUCCGUGCCUGAAAAGAAGACUGUUGCGGAACAAAAGCCUGAGCCUGUUAUGGAAAAGAAGAAGCCUGUGGAUGUUGCAGUAGGACAAAAGGUCAAAAAGAAGAAGGAGAGCAAGUCCGUAGCUGUUGAAAAUGAAGAUACAAAGACAUCAUCGCCUGCUAUUACAGAUCAAUCCAAUGACGUUCAAGAUUGGGACACAAUUAGAUCCUCUGUUAUGACUGCCGAAGCAAAUACAAACCAACUUGAACCUGAAGUGCAGGAUUGGGAGACUUUAAAAGCUCAAGUCAUGUUGUCAAACGAAAAGAAGACUACUGCGGUUAAUGUGCCUAGUGGAUGGUCCUCUGUGGCUGCUGCUGCUGCUGCUGCUGCUGCUGCUGCUGCUGUAAGCCCUGUUAGCUCGCCAUCUCCUGUCCAGCCAUUACAAAAGAAGUCUACACCUAUUUCAUCAACUACAACUACCACAUCUAUCACGCCAACUUUAGAUCAAUGGCCAACAGCACCUGCUACCACCAAAUCGCCUAAAUGGUCCAAUGUUGCAGCUGCCUCUACAUCAGCAACAACUGCUUCAACUGAUCAUGGAUGGUCUAAUGUCGUAGCUUCUUCUUCCAAGGCUGCUUCUCCUCCUAGCGCCAACAAGGAAAUAAAGAAAGACGUUAGUUUGGGCGGUUGGGGCACUUCUCCUUCUUCUUCGUCUGCUAGUGCCAGUGCUACUCCAUCUGCCUGGUCCAAGACACCUUCAACUAGUUCUGGCUGGAACACUGACAAAAAGUCCUGGGCUUCAUCUGUUGGCGAGAAAAAGAAACAAUCAACAUGUUCUGAUGACAAAGCGUCGAAUUUAUCACUUGGUGGAUGGGAAUCUCCAUCAAAAGCUGUUGGUGGUAGCUCUUCGGAUGACAAUUGGCGUGCUGGCCCCAAGAUGGCCACUGCUGCUGCUGCUACUGCUGCUGCUUCUUUGCCUGCUCCUAGCUGGGAUAAUGCUAAAUUGCCUUGGGAUGAUGAGCCUGCUACUGCUAUUGCUGCUUCCUCAAUGGCUACUACCCCAAUUAAGGAAAAUGUCAAGAAGCCUGCUGUAGCACAAUCGCCUGUUGUGACAUCAAGCCCUACUACCAGUGCUACUACUGCUUCCAAUCAUGGCGCCUUGAGUCCCACAACUCAACCUCCUCCUGGUAUGAUAAUGUCCAACAAGGUGGCUGCUGCUGCUGCUUCUGCUUCUGCUUCUGCUCCACCUCCGGGGAUUCAAGCGCCUAAAGUGAUGCCACCUGGAUUGGCCGCCCUUACUGCCCCUGCUGUUAUUUCUCCAACGAUCAAGAACAACAGUAGCUUCAGCUCCAUUGGCAUGUCUACUAUGGCAACUGCACCACUUCAGCCUACCUCAAAUCAAUUGCAAGAGCCAUUACCUCAUGAUCUGGAAGAGAUGAGUUCCGACAUGUUGCUAUUGAUUGUCAAAAAUCUGCACCGUGAAAAUGGAAAUCUCAUUCAAUCCGUUUACAACAUGCAACAAGAAAUGGGUAUGAUGACCAAUCGCUAUGCUGAAAUUAUUGCAUUAGCUAGAGAACGUGAAACACAAACUUUAGCCUUGUUUGAAAGUCGCAAACAAACGGAGAUGGAGGAAGCUCGCCGAUAUGUAUUGUCUUUGGAAGCACGUGUUAAACAAUUAGAAGAGCAAAGUCAACAACAGCAGCAGGCAAAGACGGGCACAGCUGGAUUCGGCAACCAGGAUUUGUUUGCUGGCUACAGAGAGGAAAUGGCGCCUCAACAGCAAUCAUCGCAACAGCAUCACAAUCAAAACCAUCAUCGUUCUCAUAGCAGAAAGCUGUGGCAAAAGAACACGGUGGUGCGUUGUAGCAAUUGCGGGGAGAUAGGUCAUGCAUCGCAGGAAUGCAAGGGAGUUUGCCGUUAUUGCGGUAGCCUCGAACAUCUCUCUGAUGCUUGCCCAUUAAAUUAA
This is a messenger RNA of Mucor velutinosus, 4119 nucleotides long. RefSeq lists its product as uncharacterized. The record is from RefSeq and is a predicted model, not a curated record. The transcript has 3 exons. NCBI's taxonomy places the organism in Eukaryota, Fungi, Mucoromycota, Mucoromycetes, Mucorales, Mucoraceae. Gene Ontology annotation, molecular function: nucleic acid binding; zinc ion binding. Bases 1 to 4119 code for a protein of 1372 amino acids.